AUGACAACUACCUUAAAUUUAUAUAUUUACCCGUGUCACAGGUAUGCAAUCUUAUGUAAUAUCAUAUUUGCUGAGGAAAAAUCUGAUUCAUCCAAUAAAAGUCGAAAGUACGUAAGAAAAUGUCCUGGUCGAAGACUUUGUACUGUUGAACAACUUGAAGCAGCUAAAAAGUUGAUAAAAAAAGGCCAUAGUCAACGUAAGGCAGCAAGUAUACUGGGUAUUAGUGAAAGUACAUUGCGGAAACGUUUGAGACUUAACUUUGCUGCAACAUCUUUGGGUCGGUAUAGGCCUACAUUUAGCAAUGCACAAGAAGAGGAAAUCUAUAGCUAUUGCAAAUUUAACAAUGAUAGGAUCUGCGGUCUAACUUUGGGCAAACUACGAAAAAUUGCCUAUGAAUUUGCAGAAAUCAAUAAGAUUGAAAAUAAAUUUGACAAGUCCAAAAGAAUGGCGGGAAAGGACUGGGCACAUGGUUUUAUAAAACGUCACCCAGAUUUAGAUAUUAAACCAACUGUAAAGGGAGAGUUACUUCAAUUAUACACUGAAUAUACACCCAAGCGACAUAUUUGUGAUAUUUGUGGAAUCUCGGUUACUAGCGUAUAUAGUUUAAGAAAUCACAUGAGGACUCAUAGUGGAGAAAAACCAUUUAGUUGUGAUUUCUGUGGAAAAGCCUUUACAACAAUGAAAUCGUUAAAAGUGCACAGACGAGUUCAUACGAAAGAAAAACCUUUUGUUUGUAGUGUUUGUAAUAGAGGAUUUUCCCAGUCAGGGUCUUUACAGGUCCACAUGCGGAGUCAUACCGCUAUUUUCAGAUGGAAGGAUAUAUUAUUAAACCAAGAAUCGGAAGGCCAAAAUUAUCAAUGUACCAUAUGCACUGAAAUAUUUGAAUCGAAAAAGCAAUUUUUGGAACAUAAUAUGCAGUUAUUUGGCGAUUUGUAUACUUGUUGUAAAUGUCAGGAAAGUUUUAAAACGUGCGAGGAACUCUACGAACAUCACGACUCCCAUAUAGAUGAAAACGAAUCGAUUAUUUUCCAAUCUGAAGAUGAUAAUGCGUUCGAUGGUGAAGUGGUUGAAGAAGAGGUCGAGGAGUUAAUACUGAGUUAUAAUGAGGAAGAAGUCAACGUCCAACAAGCAGCCCAUGAUGCAAACGAACUUUUGUAUAUUCUCGAUGAUUCCCAAUGCGUAAACGAGGUGGUAAUUCAGGAAGAAGAACCUGUUGUUGAAAGGAGAUCUGAGAAUGUGGCAAUCGUAAACUUGGAGCACGGUUAUAUGAUUCGUUCAAACUUGUUACAUAAGCCUGAGACUGUAAUACAGGAGGAGUACGAGGAGGACGAGGCUGGUGGCAGUAUUGAAAUUCUAGUAGACCAAGACAUAGGGUUUAAUAAAUCGUCGCCAUCGACUAGCAAAAUCAAUCAAAAGCCCAGAACCCAGUUGAAGCGUCGACAUGAAGUGCCGGAUUUUUCCGCGAGCAAUUAUGAUUACAUUAACGCAAACGAUGAGAUUGGCGUGCCGCACUAUAAAUGUCUGAGAUGUGAACAACUUUUUAUAAAUAAAAUUGUGUUUUUUCGCCAUAUCGAAAAAGGUAAAUGUUACAUUAACAACUGUGACGUGUGCAGUGAAACGUUCAACAAAAACAGUGACUUUUAUUUACAUUAUGCUACGGAACACACUGACCGUGCCAUAUGCAAUUUUUGCUUUAGAACAUUUAUGUACGAGAAGAAUGUCAAGGAGCAUAUGCUCAGGCAUUUGGACCAAUUUCGACAUAGGUGCGAAGAAUGUAACAAAGGUUUUUAUACUGUUAGGGAAUAUCGAAACCACUAUAAAAAUAGGCAUAUGGGAAUUAGACACAAAUGUGAAACUUGCAAUCGAAGUUUCGCGGACGAAUACUAUUUCAAGAGGCACAUUGCCACACACGCCAAAGCGAAUAACAUUACCUUUGUACAAAUUCAGGAAAAAUCAUAA
This is a messenger RNA of Brassicogethes aeneus, 1959 nucleotides long. The record is from the annotation of a GenBank genome assembly. Lineage: Eukaryota; Metazoa; Arthropoda; Insecta; Coleoptera; Nitidulidae.